AAAAAAAAAAGAACCAUUUUUUUAGAAUCAGAACGAUUUCACUAUGGAGUCUUCGAGAAAAGUCUUGAACUUUGCUCCGAUUGAGUAAAAAAUGGAUAGACUGAGAGAUUGUUUAGAGGAGAUGGUGAAAUUCACUCUAGAUUGCCGUGUAGAAUUCGAUUUAGAGCUCACCGAUGAUUUCUGCUUUGGCCUUCUUUGCGGCGAAUCAAUUCUUCUCGACGGUGAACGAAUCGAAUCGUCUUCCCACGCUUUGCUACACCGAUUUGGAGGUGUUCCUGAUUAUCCCUUGUACAAGCUUCUUGCUUUAGGUCUGCUGAAAUCAAUAGAUUCUGGUUCUGUCUGUGGAACCUUUGAGAAUAUUUCGUUGGGGAAGGAGGUAAUCUGGUUGAAGGAGAGAGAAGAUGAGUGGAGCAAGCUGAUAAAUCAAAAGGGUUCUGAGUUAGUCAAUGCCUUGACGGAUGUAGCUUGCGAGCUUCACGUUCAAGAGCCCUUAUCCUCACUCAUGAAAGAUGGCAUCAAAACAGUUGAAGCAAGGUGUUUUGAAGCAGAGUAUGAUAGAAUUCGGCCAAGAGGUUCAAUGGUCAUGAUAAAUAAAUGUCUAAUGUUUGAAGUUAUGGAGGUUCACCAAUAUCCAUUCUUUUACGAGCUGUUGAAAGGCGAGAGUUCAGAGAAAGUGUUUCCUGGUACUAAAACAGUGGAAGAAGGUAUGCAAAUGUUUAGGAAGUUGUAUGAUAUGGAUCAAGAGAAUUCCAAUGGUGUUGUGGCAAUCAAUCUUAGUAAAUCAGUUGUCCAGCCUUGUGUUGCUUUGGCUCACAUACUGUCUGGCUUGAGUUACACUGGCGUUCAAAACCUUCUCGGUCUUUCUCACACAACUGGAUCCAUUUUUCAUGCUCUGCCUCCUCCAAGAUCGAUGCUACUCUCUUCAUUCAUGCUUCCAUAUAAGCCAAAGAUAAAAGGUUGUAGAUUGAGCCAUGGAGCUAGAGCAUUAGCCAAGCAUGUUGAUCGAAGUAGUGAUGGAUUUUGGGGUGUUCUUCAGGGAUCUGUCUUCUUCUUCCUUUUUUCAGAUUCAGAUAAAAACAAGUGUGCGAUGAAGAUUAUCAAUCGGUUCAUUGGCCAUUGUUGUUGGAUGAACGUACAUAUCGUUCCACCACACGGGGAAGUGUUUGAGAUAAGAGUAGCUCAAGGCUUUGGAGCACGUUGGUCUCGAGAUGGAACCAAAUUUCUGGUUCUUUUUAUUGGCAGUUCAUUGGGUUUCUUGAGCCUUACAUGGAGGAUGGUCACUCCAUGGCCUGGAAGCAUUAAGACCAGACAUGAAAACAUCUCUGUGUCUCUCUCUAGGACUCCGUGAACUUUCUAUUGUAGCUGAAUCGUGUUUUCUUUCAACAAGUGUAAAUUUGUAAUGUUUAUUUUCUUGUGACAAUAAAAUCAACUUUCUUUAUUCUAACUAAUUAAAGGUAAAGGAUUUUGUGGUU
This is a messenger RNA of Arabidopsis lyrata subsp. lyrata, 1472 nucleotides long. RefSeq lists its product as uncharacterized. The transcript has 10 exons. Bases 92 to 1348 code for a protein of 418 amino acids. The record is from RefSeq and is a predicted model, not a curated record. NCBI's taxonomy places the organism in Eukaryota, Viridiplantae, Streptophyta, Magnoliopsida, Brassicales, Brassicaceae.